ACCAACCAUGCUUGGGAGUUGACCUUGUUGUUGACUUUGACGGAAGGCCGCACGCACACGCGCACCUCCUCUCCCUCGGUUGAUUGGGUGCCGACGCCAUGGCUGGACUUGCAGAGGAUGAGAUCGUGGAGCACACGCUGACGCAGAUCCAGGAGUGCUACCUGUUCGAGCUCCCCCCGCGAGUCAGGGCACAGGGAUGGCUGGCUGCCGACAUGACGAAGCAGAUGUGGACGGGCCGCAUGAGGGUGGUGCAAAGGGGCCAGGAGGCGGCGAUCAUGCUGGUCGACAGACGGGACGGCAAGCUGUUCGCCAUGUGCAAGGUGGCGGACGGGGCGGUGGAGCGCGUCCCGGACAGCAGCCGCUACUUCGUCAUCAAGAUCCAGAACGCCCAGGGCAGGCACGCCUUCGUGGGGCUCGCGUUCGACGACCGCAAUCAGGCGUUCGACUUCAACGUUGCCCUCCAGGAGUUCAAGAAGGACAUUGAGCGGAGCACCAAGCUUAAGGAGGAUGGGCAGGGUGGCGGCGACUCGGGCGGAGAUGGGGGGAAGGCGGCUGCCGCGACACCGAAGGUCGACUUGAGCCUCAAGCAGGGGGAGAAAAUCAAGAUCAGUAUAGGCGGUGGUUCCUCCAAGGUAGGCGCGGGAGGGGUGGGGAUGAUGGAGGUGGUGACCAGCAGUAGUGGCGGAGUCGCUCUUUGUGCGGCGUGUGCCCUGUCUGGCGGUUAUCGAACGGCGGCGGCUCUGUGUAGCAGAGAGGAGUGCAGCAGCUGCGGCAGGCAUAACACACACGCACACGUGUUAUCAUACAUCCCUUUUUUUUGGGGGGGGGGGGCGAGGGAAAUAAACCCCCGUGUCAAAAAAAACGUUGGCAGGGCGCGCAGGCGUCCUCCACCCCCUGCUCUUGAUGCCCCCGUGCAACCCCUUUGUUCGAUAACGCUCUACGUCCCCCCCCCCCCCCCGGGAUUUUUCCCGCUUUUUUCCCCACCCCCGUUUAAAAGGCCCCCCCUUUUUUAA
Molecule: messenger RNA, 1013 nt
Organism: Ectocarpus siliculosus
Lineage: Eukaryota; Phaeophyceae; Ectocarpales; Ectocarpaceae
Source: the annotation of a GenBank genome assembly